This is a messenger RNA of Oncorhynchus gorbuscha (pink salmon), 3964 nucleotides long. Its product is annotated as epithelial splicing regulatory protein 1-like. Gene Ontology annotation, cellular component: nucleoplasm; ribonucleoprotein complex. Gene Ontology annotation, biological process: regulation of RNA splicing. The transcript has 14 exons. Gene Ontology annotation, molecular function: mRNA binding. The record is from RefSeq and is a predicted model, not a curated record. Lineage: Eukaryota; Metazoa; Chordata; Actinopteri; Salmoniformes; Salmonidae. The coding region runs from base 250 to 2490 and encodes 746 amino acids.
GCAUCACAAAAAGGGAACAUUCAGCCAUUACACUGCGAUGAGGUGUGCCGGAGACUUUGCAUAGAUUAUCAAGCAAUCAAGAAGCAACUAAAAAUAUCUGGAGUUGCUGAGCACACCUUUGCGCAUAGGUGUCUGGGUGUGGGUGGCUGGAUUCUUUGGGUUCUGUACUGUUCUGGGGGUGUAGCUAUAGGUUAUUUUCUAUUUCUUUGGGUGUAAUUAGAGUAGUUUCUUUUUGUAUUUACCCUGAAAAUGACGGCUCAGGUAGACUACCUGGCGGUGUUGUUCACGACCACAUCUGGCGCGAGCGGAGACCUCUUGGGUUCGGACGAGACGGAGCUCGAGCAGUUGGUGUGGCAGCUCGUGGACCUGAAGAACAAAAAGUUGGGAAAGGUGAAUGAGGUGUUAAUAAGGCCUGAGCACUCAGAUCUUACAGAAGAUUGUCUGGGGGAGAGAGAGGACAGCGAGGAGUCUGUCUCUACAGUCACAGGCUUGGAGAACGCGCUAAACCAGUUUCAUCUGAGAUUGACCAAUGAGGUGAACAGCUUAGGCGCGGGCACGUCAGUGUGUGUGUGUACGGACGGGCAGCUCCACAUUCGCCAGGUUCUCCACCCCGAAGCUGCGGGCAAGAACCUGGCACUGCCAGAAUGUUUCAACUCCUUUUUUGACCUGAGGAAAGAGUUCAGGAAGCACUUCCCAUCUGCAGACACCAAGAGCCUGGAGGUGCAGUACAUGGCAGAAUCUCUCAGUGUAACUGUGGAGCCAGUAGCCAUAUUGGAGCCGCCAACCGUACUGGAUCCAACGGCUGUGUUGGAUCCGACGGCCAUGUUGUCACCGGUCACAGCAGCACUGCAGGUCCAGACCAUGGCCAACAUCGUUCUAGCCCUGCUAUUGGAACCCUUAUGUCACACAUUCUCAAAUCCAGAGAGAGUCACUGAGAAGUUUGAAAGUGGCACUUGCAGUAAGAUGGAGCGUGUGAGUGACAACACAGUGAUCAGAGCGAGGGGGUUGCCGUGGCAGUCAUCUGACCAGGACAUCGCUCGCUUCUUCAGAGGACUCAACAUUGCCAAAGGUGGUGCUGCGUUGUGUCUGAACGCCCAGGGUCGGAGGAACGGAGAGGCUAUGGUCCGCUUCAUCAGUGAAGAGCACAGAGACAUGGCCCUGCAGAGACACAAACACCACAUGGGCAACAGAUACAUAGAGGUGUACAAGGCAACAGGAGAAGACUUCCUUAAGAUAGCAGGCGGUACCUCCAGUGAGGUGGCGUUGUUUCUGUCUCGAGAGGACCAGGUGAUUAUCAGGAUGAGAGGUCUUCCCUUCACCGCCACACCUGACCAGGUGCUGGCCUUCUUCUCCCAAGGGGAGGGGCCUAAAGAGGCGUGUCCUGUCAGUGGUGACAAGGAUGGCAUCCUAUUUGUGCGUUUCCCUGAUGGAAGGCCGACAGGCGACGCGUUUGUCCUAUUCGCCAGUGAGGAGCAUGCUCAGUGCGCUCUCAGGAAGCACAAAGACAUCCUGGGAAAGAGAUACAUUGAGCUGUUCAAGAGCACCGCCGCUGAGGUGCAACAGGUGUUGAACAGGUACACGUCAGCCCCUCUGAUCCCCGUGGCUCCAGCCCCCCUGGUGUCAAUGUUGCCCUCUGUGUCUCUGUUGCCCUCUCCUGGUGGUGUGAGGGACUGCCUCAGGCUGAGGGGGCUGCCCUACACCGCCACCAUAGAGGACAUACUGGCCUUCCUAGGAGAAUACACACACGACAUCAGACCACACGGAGUACACAUGGUGGUCAACCAACAGGGUCGUCCGUCAGGGGACUGUUUCAUCCAGAUGCGUUCAGCAGAGCGGGCUUUCUCUGCCUCCCAGCGGGUCCACAAGCAGGUGAUGUGUGGUCCGGGCCAGGCUGGCAAGCGAGGGGUUAACAGCCGCUAUGUGGAGGUGUUCCCCUGUAGCGCUGAAGAGAUGGGUCUGGUGUUGAUGGGAGGCUCCCUCUCACACACACACAUUCACACACACACCCGGACCAGGAGUGGGACAGGGCUCAGCCCGCCGCCAUGUAAGUCCAGACGUCUGUCUCCUCCCUCCUACUCCUUCCCACCCAUCCCUUCCAUCAUGCCGGCUGAGGCUGCCGGCCUCUUCCCUCCCAUUGGGCAGGUGCUGCUGAGUCCCCGCCCCCUAGGACCUGGACACGCCUACUACCCAGCUAGCACUCAGCUCUACAUGAACUACACUGCAUACUAUCCCAGUCCCCCAGGUUCUCCCAACACUAUAGGUUACUACCCCUCCCCCACCCCUCUGCCCUCCCCUGGGGGAGUGGUCCGUAUGCAUGGCCUUGCCUAUAAAGAACUGCUCAACACCAUUCAGGGAUACCAGAGUCCUAUGGAGGCAUUGCCUGUACUGAGCAGUAUGAUUGGUCAGUCCAGCAGCGGUGAUGCUCUGAUGCCCUUCCCCCCUCUCCUGACCAAGCAGGGAGGGCACUACCUGGACCUAAACAUGCUGUAGAAGGCUCAAAGAUCCACACACUGACACUCACUACCCACACACUAUACCAGGGGUGUCAAACUCAUUUUACCCCAAGGGCCACAUUGGGGUUUCACCCAGGUCUGGAGGGCCACAUUGGGGUUUCACCCAGAUCUGGAGGGCCACAUUGGGGUUUCACCCAGAUCUGGAGGGCCACAUUGGGGUUUCACCCAGAUUUGGAGGGCCACAUUGGGGUUUCACCCAGAUCUGGAGGGCCACAGUGAAAAGUGGUUAUAUUUCCUUUUUUAAAUAUAAGACAUGGCUCUAUAUUAAACUGUGCCGAAGGUUUGACACUCCUUCACCAUAAUAUCACACAACACACACAUGCACCCCCCCCCACCCCCCAAAGGACAUGUGGGGAAUGUCCUGGCCUCCAGCUCUGAUGUGUGUUCCCUGUCUGAGUUUUGUGGUAUAUACAGUGUAUAUGCAUGAGAGCAGAAAUGUAUUUUAUAUCAGAGCUUUGCCUCAGCCAAACAGCAGCUCUGUCUUAUAUUGCACAUAGUAUUUUUAAAAGCUUUCUAGAGAGACGUUCUAAGAUGUUACAACCACUUCAGGAGACGUCUGUUAGAAGUAGAGCUGCGUUUAGUACUAAUUAUUCAUCGGAACCUUUCUUCAUGACUUGCAUGCAUUUGUGUAUGUGUGUAAGUGCUUGUGAAUGCGUGUGUGUGUGUAUAAGUGUGUGGAUGUGUGCGUAAGUGCGUGUGAGAGAGAGAGAGGAAUGUGCAUAGUGCACUACUCUCUCUAGAUACUGUAUGUAUAUAUUUUAUACUGUCUGUCUGAAAACGUUAUAUUACAUUUUAUUUCUUUAUACUUUCUAUAGUUGUACAAUCCAAUACUAGAACAUUGUAUUAGGAAGCCUCCUGCAUGAAGAAGUUAGUAGUGCUAAGCUACACUCAGAUGUUUACAUGUUAUGGAAAAUAUAAAGCACUGCUAACCAAUCAGAUUACUAUACAGAUUAUACUGUAUAUCAACAGCAUAGUGUCUGACAUAAAAGUCAAAUGCUGAAUCACUCCCACACCCCACCCAUCUAACCUGUUUAUGUUUGCCUAGUUCCACUCCACCCUUGCCUUUUGUAUGUGAUGCCAAGCUGAGCCCAGAGCCAGGAGAUUACUAUUCCUGUUGCCGGUGGUGUAAAGUACUUAAGUAAAAAUACUUUCAAAUACUACUUAAGUCGUUUUUGCGGGGUAUCUGUACUUUACUAUUUAUAUUUUUGACAACUUUUACUUCUACUCCACUACGUUCAUAAAUAAAAGUAUGUGCUUUUUACUCCUUUACUCCAUACAUUUUCCCUGACACCCAAAAGUACAAGUUACAUUUGGAAUGCUCAGGCAGGAGAGUAAUAUGGUCCAAUUCACACACCUAUCAAUAUAACACGUUGUAAUCCCUACUGCCUCUGAUCUGGCAGACUCAAGAAAAGAAAAUACUGCGUUUGUAAAUAAAUGUACUUUUUUUACAA